Acanthochromis polyacanthus (spiny chromis) is the source of this 856-nucleotide messenger RNA. It is a transcript of the gene acot13, whose product is annotated as acyl-CoA thioesterase 13. The record is from RefSeq and is a predicted model, not a curated record. Gene Ontology annotation, molecular function: fatty acyl-CoA hydrolase activity. Lineage: Eukaryota; Metazoa; Chordata; Actinopteri; Pomacentridae. Bases 78 to 506 code for a protein of 142 amino acids. The transcript is spliced from 3 exons.
CGACUUAUCAAACGCAACAGCUUCCGGUGCGAAGUAAACAUAAGUUUGACAUUGGCGACAUAUAGUAGCGACAAAUUAUGGCAGGUUUGACUUUAAAUACCUUAAAACAAAUAAUGAUAAAAAUGGUGGAUAAUCAGGGCUUCGACAGAGUCUUAAACAAGGUGGACGUUUUGUCUGCCAGCCCCGGUAAGUUGGUGUGUGAGAUGCGGGUGGAAGAGGAACACACUAACCGGGGAGGGACGCUGCACGGCGGGAUGACAGCCACCCUGGUUGAUGUCAUCUCUACCUUGGCUAUCAUGAACAGUGAGAGGGGAGCACCGGGGGUCAGUGUGGACAUGAACAUAACAUACAUGAGUGCUGCCAAGAUGGGAGAAGACGUACUUAUCACUGCACAGGUCCUGAAGCAAGGACGGACACUGGCGUUUGCCACCGUAGACCUCACCAGCAAGGCCACGGGGAAGGUCAUUGCACAAGGAAGACACACCAAACACCUCGGUAGCAGCUAAUCUGUCUCACAUCUGUGCCUGUUUGUAAAUCACAAGUGUGUGUGUGUGUGUGUGUAUAUAUAUACACACUAUCAGAACAAAGGACUGUGUGAAGCUGUAGACAUGCCUCUGUCUGUACACAGUUUGCUAAACCACAGAUUGUUUUUUUUUUUUUCAGAAAUGAAUAUAGGAGGGUGACAACUUCAUAAUGCUACUCACUCCUGGCUACUUAUUAAUCUGUGUUGUUUCAGCUGUUAAUUAUCUGUCAUCAGCAGUUGCCAAACAACUAGUUAUUUCAUGGUCAGAGCCAAUCCUGAUCUAAGUAAUGUAUCAAUGAUUCAUGCACAUGCAAUAAAACAAAUGGACAAAGA